This is a messenger RNA of Anopheles funestus (African malaria mosquito), 1747 nucleotides long. Its product is annotated as protein mono-ADP-ribosyltransferase PARP16-like. The transcript has 3 exons. The record is from RefSeq and is a predicted model, not a curated record. Gene Ontology annotation, cellular component: membrane; nuclear envelope; endoplasmic reticulum tubular network. Gene Ontology annotation, biological process: endoplasmic reticulum unfolded protein response. Bases 207 to 1370 code for a protein of 387 amino acids. Lineage: Eukaryota; Metazoa; Arthropoda; Insecta; Diptera; Culicidae. Gene Ontology annotation, molecular function: protein serine/threonine kinase activator activity; kinase binding; NAD+ poly-ADP-ribosyltransferase activity.
ACAUGUUUACACAUCUGCUGUUUACUUUUUGCAGCUGUUAUUAAAACGAAUGUCGUUUCUUGGUUGGUCGUGCGUGUAUGUGUUUAGAUUUUGGUUAUCCGUUUUAUUUCCAGUACGCACUUUAUGUUUGCCUAUCGAAGAAAUCAGUGCAUUUUCCGUUCUAGCCGCAUUUAGUCUAGCUCAUACGAUUCAUACAGAAACGCACGAUGGAGCUUCCAGCUUUGUCCGUCGAAGCCAAACGAUUGUUAGUGUUAAAAACGCUCAUACGCGACCCGGCUGCGGCUGAUUUGCGGUUAUCGCUAUUCGUAUCGGCUGCCAAAUCGUUUCGGUACGAUUCCUGCCUACAGCCAUUUCCGCCAGAUUUCAUUAUAAACAAUGAGAAAAGCAUCGAUCAGCUGUGUCAAGUAUUGGAGACUAUACCGCCGGUAGCGGAUCUUCCGGCUGAAUUGAACUCGCUCGACGAACAAACGGUUGGACUGUUGCAUUGGAUUCUCUGUCGACAGGCCCGUCCUGCGCUUCAAACCGUUGCGAAGCCCCAACACGAUGAAGUCCUCGGCAAAUGUCCCUGCUACGCCAAAUACGCAAUGCCCAGCCACAUUUUCGAAGUUUCGUACCGGGACAAUCAUUCGAGCGAACGGGCAUUUCAGGAUCAUGCGACAGAAUUUAGAACGCGGCAUGCUUUCCAUGGCAGCAGACUAUUCAACUUCCACUCCAUACUGCAUUACGGUCUGCAGCAGCAUCUCAACAAAGUGUCCCUGUUCGGCGAGGGCAUCUACCUGUCGGCAGAGCUGCAAGUGAGCCAAAUGUUUUCCCCAAACGGGUCCGGCUGGAGCAAAUCCUCCCUCGGCACGCAUCUGGCCUGCAUUGCGCUCUGUGAAUACGUCGACAAUCCGAACUAUGUGAAAAGUCAAGAAGAAACACCAACACCGACUGACGAUGGAAGGACACCAACGGCCGCCACCUCCGACGGUCCUUCCGUCAUGGCUGCUUCCUUGACCGGUAACGGAAGCAUACCGGAACGAUACAUUCUAGUGAAAAACAACGAACUGGUGCAGGUGCGCUAUUUGCUACUCUACGGAACCACCAAAGAUGUGAACGCCACUGCCACACUAGGCGGACCACAGUCGGCUGCUGACGCGCUGUAUGCCCUACCGGUCACACAAGCCUCAUACCAGAUGCGCCAUCCACCGAGCCGGUUCAUCCAGUGGAUUGCCAACAACAAAGGCUUCGUGCUGAUCGGAGGCUACGUCGGGCUGCUGCUGAUUGUCGGUUUUAUCAACAGUCGAAAUGCGCACUUCGUAAAGGAAAUGUUUCUACAGAAGCUAAGCCAUGUCUACAACGCGGUGCUAGGCUACUGCGGCAAAAACUAGCAACAAAACAAACGCCCUGAGGUACUGAGAUGACUGUUUAAUGCUGCCCAGUGUUUGCCUUCAACAAGGAAGAACCUCCAAGACCGGAUCCCCACUGUGUGUGUGUGCGCGCGCUUGAGAAUGAAUGCAUCCGGUUGAGAGUGCGUUCUCUUCUUGUUUCCUAUCUGUGUUAGUUUCUUUAGUUUCGUAUCUAUGGGACAGUGUAUUCAAGCGGGAAAGAUUUAAGGGGUAAAUUACAGGUGAUACAAAUAUUAGAUUUCCAACCGCGUGAAGCAAAAGUUUGGAAGUUUCGAGGUAGAAGGGAAGCUCAUUUUUUAAAUGAUAAUAAAUUACUACACACCACAAUACACUCUGUGUUCAGUGGUUGGAAAGCGAAA